Sporothrix schenckii 1099-18 is the source of this 3879-nucleotide messenger RNA. RefSeq lists its product as uncharacterized. The transcript is spliced from 2 exons. The record is from RefSeq and is a predicted model, not a curated record. The coding region runs from base 1 to 3879 and encodes 1292 amino acids. Gene Ontology annotation, molecular function: zinc ion binding; DNA binding; DNA-binding transcription factor activity, RNA polymerase II-specific. Gene Ontology annotation, biological process: DNA-templated transcription; regulation of DNA-templated transcription. NCBI's taxonomy places the organism in Eukaryota, Fungi, Ascomycota, Sordariomycetes, Ophiostomatales, Ophiostomataceae.
AUGGAUAUCCCUGGCGAGACACCCUCUCCACAAGGGAUGCCCAUGCCGGGCCUGGCUGGCAUGUCCGGACCUGGUCCCGACCCCCAACAUAUGGGCCACCAACAGUUGCAACAGAACCAACUUCAACAGCAGCAACAGCAACAGCAACAACAACAACAGCACAACCUGCUGCCGCAAAUGUCGGCCGCCGACGCCGCCGUCGUCAACAAACUGACGCGCGGCCACUCGUGCGUGCUGUGCCAGCAGCGCAAGGUGCGGUGCGACAAGAACAAGCCGUGCGCCAACUGCGUCAAGGCGCAAGUGGAGUGCCGCGUUGUCCCACCGCAGCCGCCGCGCCGCCGCAAGAAGAAGCCGCACGAGCGCGAGCUGGUCGAGCGCCUGCGCAAGUACGAGGCGCUGCUGGCCCAGCACGGGGUGUCCUUUGACCCCGUGUACGACGCACAUGCCUCGGCACAUACCUCGCACGGGUCCCAUGGCGGCCAAGGCGGCCAUGGCGGCUACCACUCGACGAUUGACGAGGUCGACGAGCUGCAGAACGACCUGGUCGGGCUCAAGACGUCGCCGUCGUCGAGCAACCAGGAGUACUCGUCCGAGGCGAAUGCAGCCACGGCCGAGCGCCUCAAGUGGUCGUACCGCUCGUCCAACGAGGACACCCUGCGGGACGACGACGACUCGUCCGACGACGAGCUCGAGGGCUCCACCAUCCACCACGCCUUUGACAGCAUGUUUGACAACCAAGACGGCUUUCCCUUUGUCAUUGGCGGGCAGACGACCAAGGUGACGGACCACCACCCACCCGGCAUUCAAAUCUUCCAGCUGUGGCAGAUCUACCUGACCAACGUCAACCCGCUGCUCAAGGUCACACACACACAGACGCUGCAAGCGCAGAUCAUUGAGGCGGGCGCCAACGUGGCCAAGAUCCCGCGGCCGCUCGAGGCGCUCAUGUUUUCCAUCUAUUUUAUUGCCAUUACGUCGAUGAGCGAGGAGGACGUGCAGAGCACGUUUGACGAGGAGAAGGCGCGCCUGCUGUCGCGGUACCACCGGGCCGCGCAGCAGGCGCUCAUCAACGCCGGCUUCAUGCGCAGCCCCGACCUCGUCGUGCUGCAGGCGUACUUCCUCUACCUAGUAAGUCUAAUUCCCAUCGCACUGCCCACAUACCAACAGUCGCAGAUUUGCGUGCGCCAGUACGUCGACCCGCGCUCGCUCUUCUGUCUGAUUGGCAUUGCUGUGCGCAUCGCCCAGCGCCUGGGCCUGCACCGCGACGGCACCCAGUUCGGCCUGCCGCCCUUUGAGGUCGAGCUGCGCCGCCGCCUGUGGUGGCAGAUUGUCGUCUUCGACAAGCGCAUCGCCGAGAUCACCGGCUCCACCAUCACGGCCCUCUCGUCGAGCCACGCCGACACCAAGUUCCCCCUCAACAUCAACGACACCGACCUGCACCUGCACGCCAAGGACGCGCCCACGCCCUAUGUCGGCCCCACCGAAAUGCUCUUUUGCCUCACCCGCGUCGAGAUGUGCACCGCCGCCGGAUCGCCCGACAGCGGACCCCCCCAUGCGGCGGCCGGCGGCGGCGCCCACCCUGCCACCACCACAGCCGGCACCAACAACAGCAGCAACAGCAACAACAACAGCAACAGCAACAGCAACAAUGUUGGUGGUGGUGGUGCUGGUGGCGGCUCUGGCAGCAACAGCAACGCCAGCGGCGGCUCGCCCGCCUCCGCGCCGUCGGCACAACCGUCCGGCGGGGGCAACCCCUCGUCUUCCGCGGCAGGCGCGACAGGCGCCAACAACGCGGCCGCCCCUUCCACCAACUCAGCCCCACCGCCGGGUAGUGCCGCCGCUACGGUCGCCGCCGCGACCCGCAAGUUCCACUACUCGCCGAGCCCCAGCUCGCCCGACGUCGUCACCCACAUUGUCAACCAGACGCUGCCCAGCGACCCCGAGAGCUACUACAAUUACAUUGAAAACACGUACCUCAAGUCCUGCGACCCCAAGAUCCCCAUGCACUUCUUCACCCUCAUGAUGACCCGCCAGGCCCUCUCGAAAAUGCGCGUCAUCAACUUUUUGGCCCGCAAUGGGCCCGCCGCCGCCGCCGCCGCCGCCGCCGCUGCUGCUGCCAACACCAACGGCAGCGGCGCCUCCGGCUCGCCGUCGUCCAACGACGCCGCCACACCCAUGAACAGCAGCCACAGCCAAGGCGGAUUCAGCCCGAUGGGCGGGAUGAGCAGCUUUGGCAGUGGACCGGGCGGGAUGGGCGGUGGUCUGGGCGGCGGCAUGAUGGGUGGUGACAUGGACGACAUGAUGGGUGGGAUGGGCGGCGGCAUGGGCAACAUGAUGGGCGGGAUGAUGGGGAUGGGUGGCGAGGGCGGGAUGAUGAUGGGUGGCGGCGGCGGCGGUGGUGGUGGUGGUCCGGGUGGCAUGAUGAUGGGCGGCGGCAUGGGCCCGCCCACGACUGCCUACGGUCCUCCGCCGCCACCGUCGCACACGCAGACCCAUCUGGUCCCACCCGCCCCUCUUCCACCGGCCCCGGCGCCGCCCGUCGUCGACGACGCCGAGCGCGACACGCUGUUCAUCGAGGCGAUCAACAUGGUCGAGUACGACAACAUCAUGCAGAGCGCCGACAGCCUGCGCGGGUUCGCCUGGUACACGUACAUGCACUUCCCCUUCCCUGCCUACAUGUUCAUCGUCAUUGAGCUGCGCACGCGCAAGUCGGGCGACCUCGUCGAGCGCGCGUGGGCCGCCAUCACCGAGAACCACGACCGCCGCGGGCUCAUCCGCAACCUGCGCAGCCCCAUCCACGUAGCCUUUGGCGGGCUGUUUAUCAAGGCAUGGGACGCGCACGAGGCGGCCGAAGCGCAGGCGGGCCGCACGCGCACGGCGCCCAAGUUCAUCCAGCUGCUGCGGCAGACGAUGCCCAAGAUCAACGCCAGCAUCGCACAGCAGCAUCAGCAUCAGCAUCAGCAUCAGCAGCAGCAGCAACAAGGAGUGGUGGGGCCACUUGGAGGUGCGUCUGGUGCGCCGCCGCAACGGCCGCUGCCGACAACGAGCAACAGCAGCAACAACAUUGGGAGCGUCGGUAGCCGAACCGAGGAGGAGAUUGUUAUGGAGGAGCCGGUAUCUCGGAAACAGCAACAGCAACAGCAACAACAGCAGCAGCAGCAGCUUGCGCAGGGUCUGCAUCCGUCGUCGGCCUCGUCGACGACAUCCUCGCCGCCCGCGGCGCAGCAGCAACAGCAGCAGCAGCAGCAACAACAACACCAAACACACCAAUUACAACAACCCCAUCCACAUGCGCUGCUUCAACAGCACCAACAACACCAACAACACCAACACCAGCAACGGCAGCAUCCGCACCAACACGCACAGCACCAAGUACACGGACCCGUCUACGCGCAGCCCACCGGCGCCACACAGACGCCCGGUGGUGGCGCGGGCGGAGGAGGACAAGGCAGCGGAGGAGGACCGGGCGGACCGGGAGGACCGGGUGGACCGGGUGGACAGGGCCAGGGAGGAGGCGGACAAGGACAAGGCCAAGGUGGCAACGGGCAGUACUUUGACAGCCUCGGCACACCCCAAAUCAUUGGCGGCGUCAGCAUGCCCGACACAAUGGACUUUGGCCCGAUGGACUGGAGCUUCUUUAUGCAGAACGAGUACAACAGCAGCGGCAAUGGUGGCGGCGGUGGAGGGGGCGCCGGCCAAGGUGGUGGCCCGAGCCCGGGAUCCAACCCCAACGGAGCCGGACCUGGGUCCGUUGGACGUGUUGGUCCUGGCAAUGGCGGCCCCGGGGGUGCACCGGGCAAUCCCGGCGGGCCAGGCCAAGGCGGCCAGGGCGGUGGUGGCAGCUAUGCGGGCAUGUACGGGCAGCCAGGCCACGGUGGUUAG